Boleophthalmus pectinirostris (great blue-spotted mudskipper) is the source of this 2004-nucleotide messenger RNA. RefSeq names its product reticulocalbin 1, EF-hand calcium binding domain (gene rcn1). NCBI's taxonomy places the organism in Eukaryota, Metazoa, Chordata, Actinopteri, Gobiiformes, Gobiidae. The record is from RefSeq and is a predicted model, not a curated record. The transcript is spliced from 6 exons. Gene Ontology annotation, molecular function: calcium ion binding. The coding region runs from base 327 to 1286 and encodes 319 amino acids. Gene Ontology annotation, cellular component: endoplasmic reticulum.
UGCGUAAGCGUUACGCAAAGCCGUCAGGAAAUACCGACUUGGCUACAUCCCUCUCUUAGGAAAAGGGAUAGUAUAGACUACUACCCCAAAUCAUUUGUGAGCUGUAGAGGUGUUUUCAUGCGUUUGUGACUACGGGCACAGGUGCUGGUGCUUGGCUUUGGGGGUUGGAGCUGCCGCUAGGCCCGCUACUUUGUUUCAAAGGGGCAGUAAGUGCGUUGCAGGUAAAGUGGGAAAGGGACUGUUAGCUUUUUCUAAUAGCUUCUGGUUCAUUGGAGUGCAGGCCAACUUAGAUCCAGCCUCGACCUCAGAACACCUCAGCCCAUCUCAUGGACGUCUUCACCUGCGCUUUAGCUGUGCUUUUAUGCACUAUUGUGAGUGGGAAGCCCAUGGUACGAAAAGAAAGAGUCAUUCACGACCCAGAGACUAUGAGACAAGCCCACGAAGAUAAUAAAAGCUUCCAGUUCGACCACGAGGCAUUUCUGGGCAAAGAUGAAGCUAAAACAUUUGACCAACUCACACCAGAGGAGAGCAAAGACAGGCUUAGUAAAAUUGUGGACCGUAUUGACCUGGAUGCAGAUGGCCUUAUAACUACUACUGAACUGAAGGCAUGGAUAAAACGUGCCCAAAAACGCUACGUGUAUGAAAAUGUGGCAAAGGUCUGGACUGACUAUGACCUCAACAAAGACAACAAAAUUUCAUGGGAUGAGUACAAACAAGCAACCUAUGGGUAUUACCUUGCCAAUCCUGAAGAGUUUCAGGAUGCAAGUGAUCAGUUCAACUUUAAGAAGAUGCUACCUCGUGAUGAAAGAAGAUUUAAGACUGUUGAUCUGAACAAUGACAAUGUGGCGGAUAAAGAGGAGUUCACAGCCUUUCUUCACCCAGAGGAAUUUGACCACAUGAAAGAUAUUGUGGUUCUGGAAACCCUGGAAGAUAUUGACAGAAAUGGUGAUGGACAUGUUGAUGAGGACGAGUACAUUGCGGAUAUGUUUGCUCAUGAGGAAGGCGGCCCUGAGCCAGACUGGGUCAAAACUGAGCGGGAGCAGUUUUCUGACUUCAGAGAUUUGAACAAAGAUGGGAAAAUGGACCUGGAUGAAAUUCGGCACUGGAUCAUGCCUCAAGACUAUGACCACGCUCUGGCUGAAGCCAGGCAUUUGGUCCAUGAGUCAGACCAGGAUAAGGAUCAAAAGUUGACUAGGGAAGAAAUCCUUGAAAACUGGAACAUGUUUGUGGGAAGCCAAGCUACCAACUAUGGAGAGGACCUCACCAGGAACCAUGAUGAGCUUUGAGAGGAAACGACUAUUUGAAAUCUCUUUGCCAACCACCAUCACCCUCCUCCAUGAGGACAGAAUUACACUGUGACUCUGAGUGAGAGGGGUUCUGGCCCGGUCCUUCUACUAAACUAAGGCUGCCAUUAUAGAUCAUGUUUCUGACAUUCAGGGAAUGAACUGGUCCUAAUGGACACGUUUAUCAACAGUGAUGCCUUUAGUGGCAUCUCUGAGAUGUGUAGAUGGAGUUUUAGAAUUAAUGUGAAACUGCAGCUCCAACAAUGACUUUUUAUUUAUUUAUAAGAGGUAUUGGGGAAAUGUUACUGUUCACCAAUGGUUUCUCAAAGGCGUUGGCAUUUUUUACUUCUUUUUCUUGUCAAAUUAUAUCUGCGUUUUAUUAUUAUGAUUUUAUGAUUUGGUUCUUUUAGAACCUGUGAACUUUUCUUUUCCUUGGUGUUUAAAAUAUGAAUUUACAGAAGCCUGCCUAUAUUACAUGUGAUGUUUACUUUGCAGCUAUAGUAGAACUCUUACACUUUUUAUUUGUGUUAACUUAAAUACUAGAAUACUACCCUCUUAUAUUAUAACAUUGAGUGUGUGAGUCUUUGAAAUUUUAGAUUAAAUUAGUUUGUUGUUCUUACACCGUCUGCAAAUUCUAUUUCAAAAUCAAAAUUUUGCUUAUUGUUAAUGUUUACAGGACUGUCUUAAAGCUCUCCACUAAAGUUGUUAUUCAUUCACUCCA